AUGAGCGUUUACUUGAGUGUUUUAUUCGCGUUGCUUACGUUUGAGAUGGCAAUCCUGUUCGUGCUGGUGCUCCCGCUGCAUUAUAAGAUGCGCAAAGUGCUAGUCUCCACGUACUUCCGGUUCAUGAGCUACACGCAAGUUAAAACUGUAAUCUGGAUUGUGAUAGGUCUCGUUUCGUUGUUGUUUGUGGACUCGUGGAAAAGAUCGCAAAUCUCGGUGUUUUUGCACCACCAUCAGACGGCCAGUGGGGCGGAUCCCAACGCUGUAGGAACUGUCACACCCGUUCAGGCGCUAGCCUCCAGGGCUUAUAAUCAGAGAAACAUAUACAUCUCUGGUUUCAUUCUCUACUUUUGCUUCUGCAUCCCUACGGUUAUCAGCGUGGUGAAGCGACUGGUAAAGUACGAAACACUCAUGCGCGAAAAAUCAUCUGAUCCCACCACCAAGUCUGAAGAAACUGCUGAGGUGACAGCUCUUCGCAAGGAAUUGGCGGAGAAACAAGCCUCCAUCAAGGCUUUGAGAAAGCAAAAGGCCAACCUGGAGGCCCACUUCGAUAAGAGCGUGGCAAACGAGGCAAACUCCAACACUUCCACCGAUGAAAAAAAGGGCAACUGA
Messenger RNA from Lachancea dasiensis, 612 nucleotides. Lineage: Eukaryota; Fungi; Ascomycota; Saccharomycetes; Saccharomycetales; Saccharomycetaceae. The record is from the annotation of a GenBank genome assembly.